Molecule: messenger RNA, 10359 nt
Organism: Porites lobata
Lineage: Eukaryota; Metazoa; Cnidaria; Anthozoa; Scleractinia; Poritidae
Source: the annotation of a GenBank genome assembly
CCCUCAAAUAACUUCCUCAUAACAGAUAUUUGAUCUUCUCAAAGCUUAGGUGGAUCACUGCUAAACAUGCAUAUUCCAAGAAGAGUCUUUUAAAAACUUAACAUGGCUUCCGCGAAGGAGGGGCGAAGUACAACUUAUGUCAGUUUCGUCUGUCAAAGAUGUUAUCAGCCUCUGAAGCUGGAUCAUUCUCUUUUAUCUUUGAAUGGAGAAACGAUUGCAGAGUUAACAGGUUAGAAUGUAACUUUUUGAAAAUUUCAUUUCCAGAUUCUGGUUUAUAAUGGUGUAUUGCUGGUUUGCAGUUGACUGUCAUUUCGUUUCAAAUUAUUGAAACAUUUACGGUCAAAUCUGUAUUUUGGACCCGGGCGGGGAGGGGUGGGGGGUACUUUAGGAAAUUCUGUGUGGGGAUGUGCCGCUGGGACCCUGGAACUCUUGACCUUUACCAGAGCUAGUUCAGCGGAAUUUUGCUACCCUAUACUAGAGUAAACUCCCCAAAUCCCCCCUAUCCUAGAGUAGCAGUUUUCCAGAAACUACUGAGGUCACUAGCACAGUCUAGUCAAAACAAAACCUUAUACCACAAUCCCUAGUCUAGAUAAAAUCUUCAACCAAUUGAUCAGUUUCCUGAAAAAUGAUACUCUAUUCUAGAUCCAAACAAUCCCAUUUAUAUACCCUAUCCUAGAGUAAACUGCUUCAAAACCAUACCCUUCACAACGGCACAUACCUUUUAAAGCCCAUAUAUGGCAGUACCCCCCCGGAUUUUGGAGUAAGUUGUACCUGUUGUAAUGUUUUUCCUGUAUUUAUCCUAUAAAAUACAAAAGAUCGAUGCGCAGAGUUAAUAACAAAAAUGGCCCCAUGAUCAGAGGGUGAGUUGCCUGUGGUCGAGAACAAAGACAUUCCCCAGGGAAUAGGUUAACCUCUUUUCCAUUCCAAGUAUUCUACCAUAUCAUAUCAUUGUUGACCUUCAUUAUGGCUGUGCUGUAAAAUGGUUUCAAACCAAGAACGGCAACAAACUCUCCUUUAAUUUAGAACCUGUUUUAGGACAAUACUGCAAAUCCUGCAAUCUGAAUGGAUGGGUAUGUUCCAGUAGCCUGCGUCGCAGACGUAAUUUAACCUUGGCUAGUAAUGUCUGUGAAGUAGUGCCAAGAUCCUUUUUCUGGGCCCCCAGUGGACUAAACAAAUUGGCAGCAAGGAUCUUGGCACUGUUUCGCAGACCGACUUAACCAGAGUUUAGUUUCAUCUGUGGCGUGGGCUAAGGUUCUGGCAGACUGUGGGCAGGAUUUUUAUCUUUCCUGCCAGGAUGAAUCUGAGCAGGAAUGAUUUAGUAUUAGAUUGUAAGUUGUUGCACAAUGGCAGUGGCCUUAACCUCAUCGCAGAUAACUUCACAAGUCUUUUGUGUUUUGUUAGCACCCUUUCCAGAGUUAAAAGCUCAAACGGAUGAUGGGAAUGAAUCAAGAGGAAAACUUAACACAUCUUCAAAUCAGGUAUUUAAAGAUUAAAAAAUGGUUUGCCUGUCAUUGCCAAUAAUAUUGCUCACAGUGCAUGUCUGUUGUAUUCUGUUAUCAGUCCCCUGUUACUGCAGAAGAUGAAAAUGUGGAGCAUACAUGCAGAAUAAUUCCUCCCGCAAGGUAAUUAAUACAGUGUAGGUUAUUAAAAUUAUGAGAGUAAGUUUCUCCAUUUUUCUUUGCGAGUAUUCUGUUAAUUAUUAAAAAUAGUACACAAUUUCUAUGAUUUAUGAAUAGACAAUUUUGCUAAGGCCUUAUUUAGGGUGCCCCUGGGGGGGGGGGGGGUCUCUGGGGCACGUUUUUUUGACAUAAGCCCAUUUAAAACCAUAAAGUAGGGCUGGCCUAAGAGGGUAGGGCUCUGUUUGUUUGACUAUGUCUGGCCUCGCAGUUUGCUAAAGGCACAAAAUUUCAUCACAGAAUGGUUUCAAACUCACAACUUUUUUCUCCAAGCUACAAAACUGGUGAAUAUGUUCAUAGAUAUCAACUCAUAAGAACGGCAGCAAAGCAAACUGAAAGAUAAGAAACAGUACAGGAUUUUAUGAAGGAAGAUCAGAGCGAGGAAACUUAAACUUUGCAUAUAGAUGGUCGGUGACUUUAACACUGAGAGGAAGGGUGCCACUGACUCUUAGAGAUACCUUCUUCCCAUCUAAACAGGCCAUAAGAAUAUUUUGUGAUUAAUUUCCCUGCAAUCUUUUUUUUCAGACUACAGUCUCUUGAGGGUGGGUUUACUGUGAUCGGGGACUCCCAGCCCAACAACACAGAAAACCUCAGUCACAGACUUAAGGUAUGAUAACCAUUGAAAGUAAGUUACCAUAGAAUCUAGAUCUCUCUUGCAAGCCACAAAUAUUGUAUCACACACUUUAUUAAAAUCCAGCUAGUGGUCUAUUAUCAAUGCUGCAUUCUGUUUGGUUGAGCUACUACUAGGCUAUAUGUUAUAGGCUAUAUGUUAUAAGUCUAGCUUUAACUAGCUAAUUUUUUUUUACUCUCGAUAUUUUUUACCAACUGGUUGGAUUUUACUAGAACAAUUAUUCCUCUUGCCCUCAUGGCCUCUGAGUCAAUAGCCCAUUCGGCCUCAUGGGUUAUUGACUAAGAGCCCAUUCGGGCUUGAGGAAUAAUUGUUAAAUAUCCACCUUUUAUUCUCUAUACUGUACAAUUAUUUAUCAUAAUCCGUUUAUAGAGUAGUGACACAAUGGUAUGAUGCAUUUUCAAAAUCCAUAUCUCCAUCCAUAUAUACCUCAAUCUAUUUGAACACAGAGCCCACUUAACCCAUUCGCUCCUGGAGAUUUUGCCGAAAAACGCGUUUUGAAGCUAGUCGAGUGGUUUUCUGGUCACUGUCGUGCUAUAAAGAGCUAAAACUUACCACAAACUGGUUUACAAGUCGAACACUUCGUGGCCUUCUGAUCCAGAUGCAAAAUAUCAGCUUGCGAAGUUCGGGCAUGCGCAGAAAGCAAAAUUUCGACAUAGUUUUUGGGUUUAAAAGUGAGACAGCAGUCUUGACUUUUACUUUUCGCUUUCUCUCCUCCCUUCUUUUUUCGCUUUUCUUGCCUCAUUUUUUUUUCUCUUGCUGGGCAUUUAGUAGGCUUCAUUUUGGUGGGAAGAGGUUUUAGGAAAGCUUUUAGCAUCUUAGGAUUAGGUGAAAGGAAAGGUAGGUGGGUAAUGGAACAAGAUUUUCAUGGAGAUUUUCAGGUCAAUGUCAGGUGGUUUUUUGCUUGUUUCUCCGGUGUCCUUGACUAAAUUGUGCUCAUUCUUGUAUGGUUUGAAAGAUCUCUUCACUCUGCACAAGUUAGCGAAGAAAGUUGUCCUUGACCGUUAAAACUGAUGACGUCACAAUGGGUAGAAAGGACCUGGAUCCGCACGGGCGGUUACGGGCGGUUCAGGGGCGAAUGGGUUAAUGAAAAAAUUAUGAGACAUUUAUCCAGGUAAAAAAUCUUUGCACAAUGGCAAUGACUACAAAAUUAUUACACAGGAAGCCCAUGAUAGAGAAAUAUGCAGGGAUUCCAGAGUAGUAGCCCUGUCUAUCAAAACCUGUAAAUCCUUUAUAGUUUUCUUUCCCCAGCAGGAGCACCACUUUAGGUGUUGUUUAAAUGUAUUUUGACACCUAUAGUGGUUCUGGAAGUAAGUGAUCACAAGACCGCACUGCAUGUGUUCAGACUAGCCUCCUGUACAUGAACCUUGAUAACAUCCUUUAUCACUCAUUUUUUCUACUAUUAAGGUCACCACCCUCCUGUUUGACAUUAUGUCCGGACAGUCAGAGGUCGAUCACCCACUAUGCGAAGAAUGUACAGACACCUUACUAGAUCAACUGGAUGAGCAGCUUAAGAUUACAGAAGAUGAAUUAAAAGACUACAAAGUGUUCUUUAACAAGCUCAAUGACAAACCAGCCCUUGAUACUGAGGGUUUGUCUAAGGAACUUACUGAUCUUAGAAAGGAGGAAGAGGAACUGAUAAGAAAAUUGGAAGAAGUUGAAAAGGAAAGAGAGAAUGUGGCUAAAAAGAUGGAAAUGGAAAAGGAGAGGUCCAAACAGUUAGAAGAAGAAGAAAGGAAAUACUGGUUGGAAUACAGUGAAUAUCAAAAGGAGUUGCUAGAGUGUGAGGAUGACCAGCAAAGGUUAAUCAAUACUAAGCUAAUAUUCACUAUACAAUCUUCCUAGUACUACCUGAUCUUUGUAGGCACAAAGUGGUAAAAAUCAAUGUUGAAACUGACCCCCUUUUCACCUGUCUACACUAAAAUCAACCUUGAUCUCCUUUUUUUGCGACCAUCUGCAAUCAUUUUAAAAUCUAUUUUGUAGUAGGUAGUCUUUAAUGUGCUAUGAAAUUUAUGUUAUUUAUCCUCAGUGUUGAUAAUCAAAUGAGAUAUGCUCAAGCCCAGUUGGAUAAACUUAAAAAGACAAACGUGUUUAAUAGUACUUUUCAUAUAUGGUAAGUAGAUAGUUUAAUUAUUCUUUGGGCUUUCAUGUUUCAGAAUCAUGAUUGUUAUUCUCAUUCCCUAUGCUUUCAAGCCUCACCAGAAAUAUUUUUUACUACUCAUGAUUAAUGAGGAAAAUUUAAAAUGUGGGGAACGUAACAAAUAAAACCAUUAUUUUUAAAUAAGACAUAGAACAUUCUUUGAGCAGGUGUUUUUCUGGACGUAGGAAAUAAAGUAACGUAAUUAAAAGCUUCCACAAGUGAAAAAAAUUCCAGAAAUACAGAGGAAAUGGGCAGUUAUGGUUUCGUGGUAGAAUUAUGACUAAUGGCGUGAGAGUUUCAAUGUUUUCUACUUUAGGCAUAAAGGUCAUUUUGGAACCAUUAACAACUUCAGACUUGGUCGUCUUCCUAGUGUGCCAGUGAGUUUCAUUAUUACAUUUGGAACUUCAGUACCUUGGGUUUAAUUCAAAUUGUUGUUCAUCUUAAUUAAGGUUUCUUGGUUGCUUUUGUUAGGUUGAAUGGAGUGAAAUCAAUGCAGCCUGGGGCCAAACAGUUCUCUUACUUCAUUCUCUUGCUCGAAAAAUGAACUUAACAUUUGAGAGGUAAAGUAGAUAAGGCAAAAACUAAUGUUGGCAUCAUAUUUAUUUUCAGUUUACUUGCAAAUAAGGAAACACUCCAAUACACCCUCUAGAAUAUAUCCAAAAACCUUUUAAUAAAGGAAUAUAAGUGGUAGUUUUAAGUUAUUGAAAAGAAUGUCAGGUUAACUUGGUGACUUGUAUAGCAGUUCAGGGGAAAAAUUAAGUACCCUGGUACACUGUGUGAAGGGAUACAUGCAAAUAUGGUACACAUGUAACCCUUUGUUAAAAGAGUGAGCACAUUCCUAAACAGUACAAUGUUUCAGAUAUCGCUUGGUUCCAUAUGGAAAUCACUCUUACUUGGAAUCACUUACAGACAAGUCAAAGGACCUUCCUCUGUGAGUUGCUUUAUUUUAUUUUACAAUGCAAGACUAUUAUCUAACUCGGAAACCUAAUGGUUUAUUUAGAUGCGAGGCAUUUGCUUACCUGUAAUGUAUUUUUAGUUUUCCUUUUAUUACACUGCAUGUAACUGACCAUUAGACUAAAACUACCUUCUGUAACUUUAUUAUUCUAAAGCGAAAUGUAAAUAAAGCUUCUUGUUGUUGUUGUGUGGUUAACAUUAAAUUUUUUGUAAUUACUGCCGUGUUGCUAGUAUACAUAAAGUUGUUACAUUGUGCCUUAUUUUAUAACAAAGGACCAUGGGUUACUCAGAACUAUUGUUUUAUUUAUUGAAUUAUUUAUGCCCCUUUCUUUUAUAUGUCAGAUAUGGAUCUGGUGGAUUCAGGUUCUUUUGGGACACUAAGUGAGUUUGACGUUUCAAUAGAUACCAGUACAUUUAGAAGAAUUGAUCAGGAAAGCCAUUAUUGUACAACACUGUAGAUUUGAUGUUGUGUGGGUGUAUGGUGUGUGUUCCAUUCGGUGGGAGGGGGAUGGUAAGGGUUCUCCUUUUCCCUUUCCUUCCCAUGCUUGUUUCUGGGUUUUAUUUCUUUAUUUCCUUCUCGGAGAUACUAGCCUAUUUUUGGCUACUCUGCAAUUUGAGAUAAAAUAAAGUUUUAUGUAUGUAUGGGUCUUUUACAUUCGUUUUUGUAUAUUUUUCAACCUUUCCCCCCCUUGGCAUAUUUCCCACUGGGUUAAUGCAACCAUGACAACAAUGGCUUAAAUGGGCUAAUUAACACCCAAAAUAAAAGAGGAAAAAUCGUGAAUUUCGACCAAAUAAAUGUAAUCUAUACUUUUCCCUUUCCUUCCCAAUUUCUUUAUUUCCUUCUCGGAAAAGCAAUUUGAGAAAAUGGGUCUUUUACAUUCGUUUUUGUAUAUUUUUCAACCUUUCCCCCCCCCCUUGGCAUAUUUCCCACUGGGUUAAUGCAACCAUGACAACAAUGGCUUAAAUGGGCUAAUUAACACCCAAAAUAAAAGAGGAAAAAUCGUGAAUUUCGACCAAAUAAAUGUAAUCUAUACUGAGAACAUUAAAUUCUAGUUUCUGGUGACUAAAACUAAAGUAAAGUUUCAAAAGUUGGGAAUUCAUGGAAAAACUGAAAUAAAAUGCAGACUCAUGCAAUCAGCCGAGACAAAACAAGUAAUUCAUUAUAAACUGACUCACCUUUGCUUACCAUUUUAUCGUUUGCUGUGUUUCUUUAAAUGUUGAACGACUUUUUCAGCUUAUGUGAAUCACGCGCGGAAACAGCAACUAAUGUUACCAAAUGUUGACUUUUUUUCCUAACUUUUGCUCCUCUUGAGUUUAAAUUUGCAUUUUACAAGUAUUUUCCUUAAAACAUAAAGUCUCUUUGGCUCAAAAUAAAGUUUUAAAUACGGAAUAACUACGCUCCUUUACGUUGUUCACAAACGUGAAGACUUUCGAAGACUGCCUCCGUUGAUUUGUUAGCUGUAACCGCGGACUGCACGCUUUAAAAAUGGCGGGAAGAACAAGGAUUGCGUGCUGUACUUUGUAAGCUGUUUUGUGAUUGGUUGCUUCGUUAAAAGUGCAACAUCUUUUUGCCAGAAACAUGGUUCAUACGGAAAAAAUACAAAACUAAUUCCAAACAAAAGAAUUCUGUAAGAAUAGUCUUAAAAGUCUGUAAAAAUGUACUGUUCUUCCAAACAGGAAAGAAUCCUUGAAAAUGUCCGUAAACAAUCGAUUUGUUAAUGCGUUAUUUAUUUAUUUGUUUUGUUUUUCCAUUAGGUUUGACCAGGCAAUGGUUGGCUUUUUGGAUUGUUUACAACAGGUAUUAGAAAAAUAUAAAGUAACAAAACAAGAUCAUUUGAUUGAGGCCUUUGCAGCAAGAAACGUUUUGAGGGAAUUUGUAAGGAAGCUGUACGCGUAGUAGACUAAUCUUGUAGGCAGGUUUGUAUUCCCUAUAGUUGGCAACAAACUCAGUAACACAUAUGGCUUUUUCCCCUCUAAGUUCUCACUACAAUAGUACAUUAUUCUCUUUAGAGACUCCAAAAUUAAGUGUAACCCUGUAGCGUACAGUACACAGUGCUACUGUAGAAUACUGCUAUUAAUGUGGCUUUUAUUUGGACCAAUUUUAAUAAGGUCAUUUUACAUUCCGUGCGCAUCUUGCCGUUUUUAAUCUGUUGUUGUAGCUCAGCUUCAUUGUAUGAAACAUCAGUUGAGACGUUUAAAUAAUGUUCGUCUUUAGUUUAAAGAAGCCGUAGAGAAAGUGGAUAAGAGAUUUUGUCUUCCUUACAGGUAAGCACAUAAAAACUGAGUGUUAACAGACAGAUAAUCCAGGAUACGUCAGUUCGACUCAGUAAAAACCGACAUAAUAGUUAGAAUACUGGCAUUCGUGAACUUUCUAAGUUGUUUCUUUUCUAUUAUGUAUUUGUAACAAGUGUGCAUUCGUUUUGUGGUCUUAAGUGGAAUUGUGUAGGCUUAAAAUCAGAACUGGAAUCGAUUUUACUUGGUUUAUUGAAAAACAUAUUCAAGCGUGACGAAACUUUUCAGCCUCUUUACCGUUUCGGAAUUGUGUGACAAAUUGGUAAUAUUAAUUCAUGACAUCACGAUUACGUUAUUAAAUGCUCGUUCCAAAAUUACACAAGGCGUGUUCGAAGUUACUUGAUUGCUAAUUGUUAUUCAUGACGCAUCCCUUGCAUCACUAAUUACUAGCUCAAUUAGCCCGAUCACUUGCUAACGAACUCGCGCUAAUGAACUAAGUGGUAAUUACGUUUAUGACGUGUAGCCCGAGAGACUAAUCAUUUGCCACUUCUCACCGGACUGGUCAGACGCAACUUUUUUAGCUCCGUGAAAAAUUCGUCAGAUCAGUUCAAAAAUGGCCAAGGCUCGCCGUGGUACCAAGAAAUCCGUUGUAGCCAAAAGAAAGAAGGCCGCUAGCAAGAGAUCAGCCAAGCGCCCGGCUCUUACAAAUCAGGCGGUAUACAAUGCCAUCGCAGCCUUGAAAGACCGCAAAGGAUCAAGCGCUAAAGCCGUUUUGGCUUAUCUCAAAUCCCAAAAUGCAACAAAAGCAGUGUCACCUCUGCAAGUAAAAGUUGCUUUGGCAAGAGGUGUGAAAUCAAGGGCGCUUAUCAAGAGUGGUGCUUCCUUCAAGCUUCGUCAAGUGUCAACUCCAAAGCCAAAAGCAAAGAAAGCAGCGAGGCGGACAAGAUCUCGCUCCCGCUCGAGGUCAGCUUCAAGUACUCGCUCCAGCAAGUCCCGAUCGCGUUCUCGUUCGCGAUCCCGCUCUCGAUCACGAUCUAAGAGCCCAGGCAGGAAGUCGGUGAAGACAGUUACUAAAGCUAAGAAGGUAGUCAAGAAGGUUACCAAAAAGCGCAAGGCCAGGCGUGGAAAAGCCGCGGCCAAGAGACGCCUCACCCCAAAAAGAAGCAAGAAGGUCGCACGCAAAGUAAAUAAGAAGCCUGCCGCACCACGAAAAAUCCGCAGAAGGCGCCGACGAUCUGCGCGCAAGUGAAUGAACUUUUAACUAAACGAAGGACUGUGAUCAUUUUUUUAGCUUGCUAUGGUUAAGAUCUUAAAAGCUCCUUUAAGAAACAAAGACUUGACACGCUGAAUUGAAAUUUUAGUAAGCGAUAAUAACUGGAAAUUUUUCACACGGAUGGACUGUACAUUAUAAGAAAAACAUCUUGAAAUAAAAAAAUAUGGAGGGACAAGAAUGUUGUCUGUUUUAUAUACUGUGAGAACGAUCCACAAGAUAAUGCAAUUAGUAAUAUUCUUGUGUAAAAAAGAAAGCCUUUUUCCUGGCAACUCUAAUUAAGUAUUUUUUUAAUGGAGGCUCCUUGCACGCGCAGUGACGCAGUUUCAAUGCGCGCUUAGGAUGGACACUAAAUAAUACGUUUACUUUUAUAGGCGAUACAAUUCUGGUAGAAAAAAAAAAGAACAACAAUUACAACAAUUUGCAUUGCAUUGUGCGUACAGUUUAGAAUGAUUCCUUCAAGGAAUCUCCUUCCCAGGCUCUACUUUGUUAUAACCCGUUUUGCCAGCCGCAUUAAUACAGGUUUAGGGAUAAGUGUUACGUUUGAGCUUAAAGUACAAGAAUUGUUGGCCCACAAGUCAACUUAAGCUAGAAUAUAAGGACCUAAAUUUUGGUCCAGUCAUAGAAGAAACAGUUUAAAACGCACUUCAUGUUUGAAAAAUUGAAUUAAAACGUUUGCGCGAAUUGUCUUUGUCUGCGUCUAACACUGGCAAGAUAACUGGUCAGGGCAGCCUGGGCAGCUCGCAAUUGGGCAAUUUCUCAUAUAAAAUUUUGUUGUUUCUAUGUAGGAUGGAGAAAGGAAAAAUUUACGACUCCAGUGGAAGUGGUGGACCGUUUUCUAUAAAGUGAGUUACUCUUUUCAAAUUGGCAAGUUACCACACCGUUGGCAAAAGCACCUAGAACAAGACGAAACAAUAAUCCCGUUACAUAUGAGAACAAGUCUCUAGUUGGAUGAUAUAAAUCCAUGACAGGAAUGACCCAAGACAGUAGGUUUUUACGAAUUCAAAAUGGAGAUUUUACCAUUUUAUUAGACAUGGAAUAUAACCAACAAAGUCUAACCCAACACGGGAAACAGUUAGACAAUCUGAUAAGUUUUUCAACGGUUAGCAUCUUUCUUUCUUAUUUUUUGGGUUGUGCAAACAGCCCUUCUAUUACCGGAAAAGCCACUUACUGAUUCGUUCCGUUGUAUUCUGUAGUUGUGGAUUAGUAAAUCUAAUUCCAAUAAAUGUAUUUCCUUUUUUAGAAUACAGUUUAACUCGGAAGAGCAAUGGACAAAAGCGUUGAAAUUCGUGCUGACUAACCUGAAAUGGGGACUGGCCUGGGUCUCGUCCCAGUUUACCGAGAAGUGAUCAUAACGCGCGGUCGACUGUGCUGUAAUCACUAAAUCCAAUUGAUGUUAAUUUAUGGUUGGUCAAAACAUACACAUCCACCUCUCAACAGACGUUAAUGAAUAAAAAAG